Amorphotheca resinae ATCC 22711 is the source of this 1746-nucleotide messenger RNA. RefSeq lists its product as hypothetical. Gene Ontology annotation, biological process: transmembrane transport. Gene Ontology annotation, molecular function: transmembrane transporter activity. The coding region runs from base 1 to 1746 and encodes 581 amino acids. NCBI's taxonomy places the organism in Eukaryota, Fungi, Ascomycota, Leotiomycetes, Helotiales, Amorphothecaceae. The record is from RefSeq and is a predicted model, not a curated record. The transcript has 2 exons.
AUGGAGCGUCGGAAGUCAUCCACACCCCACUACCAAACCUUCCCAACUCCACCCCCAAAGACGCGCGGCCGACCGCCUACCUCUCCGACGAGCUCAAUCACCGGGCGAGAUGGCUUGACAGAUUCCCAUCAACCUGGUGGCUCACCAGACGCAGAUAAUGAGCAGCAAAAACUACCAACGAAACAACUUGCGAUGCUGGCGGUCAUUGCUCUCUGUGAACAAACUGCCCUCAAUUCGAUAGGCCCCUACCUCCCAGAGAUGACCUCGACCUUCCCAGAAGUCGAUGCUUCACAGAUAGGGCUAUAUGUUGGGACAAUAGCAUCGUCAUUUGCGCUUGCGCAGUUUACUACGAACUUUUUCUGGGGAUGGCUGUCUGACAGGGUUGGCCGGAAACCAGUAGUUAUGCUUGGGACAUUGCUGACUGCUGGAUGUUUUCUUGCUUUUGGGUUUUGCCGGACGCUCACCCAAGCUAUAGUUGUACAAGCGCUGAUGGGAUUGGUCAAUGGCAACCAAGGCGUGAUCAGUACGUGUUUAGGAGAGAUCACGGACAGGAGUAACCAGAGCAAAGUUUUCGUAUAUCUUCCAGUUAUAUACGGCAUUGGCGGGAUUACAGGUCCAGCAUUGGGAGGGCUCUUGGUGUUCCAGGAUCUUCCGUUCAGGAAAGGGCAGAAGAACCCUUAUCCAUACUUGCUGCCGAAUCUCUUCUCAGCAACGAUCUUGAUAACGGACCUCGUUCUCACGGCGUUCUUUCUCGAGGAGAGUCUAGAGGAGGCAAAAGAGCUUCCGCCCCUGAGAGAGAGAGUAGAUAAUCUCUUUGUCUGGCUCUGGCAGUUUAUAGGUGGAGCUCAUCACCCCACAUAUCUCCGUCACUUCACCCAUCGCAACUCUCGGUAUCGAGUCGAUGGAGCCCUGGAUGAGGAUAGCAUCAGCUCAACGACAGACAACGAAAGCGAGUCUCAAUCUCUACUCUCGAUACCCGAGUUCUUCUCCAGCAAUGGUCAACAUCUGACCCGCAAAGAAAUAUUCAAUCGGAACACUAUCCUCUUGUUAGGCACUUAUCUUGUGUUCCAACUUUCUAAUAUAUCGUUCAACACUCUUUAUCCCGUCUUUGCUUUCGCUCCCGAGCCAGCAGGACGUGAACUCUCUAAUGGGGCAAUUGGCCUCUCGUUGUCUUUCGCGGGAAUGGUAGCGAUAGUCUUUCAGGUCGGCAUAUUCGGUAAAAUGAAGGAGAAAAUGGGAAACAAGAAGUCAUAUCGUGCUGGCCUAUUCCUGUUUUUCAUCGCAAUGAUGAUGAUGCCAUGGGUUGGUUACAAAGAGAAGCCUCCAUUUGGAUUUGGUAAUGGAAUGGUGUGGCUAUGGAUCGAGCUAGGGUUUGUGUUGCUUGUCAAAACCGUUGCAGCUGUGGGAGGAUUGACAAGUGUCCUUUUACUUAUCACGAACUCAGCACCCAACCAUUCUGUCCUCGGGACACUCAACGGCCUAGCCCAAACUCUCUCAGCUGCAGGCAGAGCAGCCGGCCCCUUUCUCUCAGGCGGCCUUUUCAGCAUUGCAACGCGUGUACAUCCGAAAGGGGAAGCAUUAGCAUGGGGCGUAUUUGGAGGAGUUGCAUUUUUGGGAUGGAUAGUGAGUUUUGGCAUUCGGGGAGAAGAACUCGAGAGUGCCGGCUGGGACGAGGAGAAUGGAAGUUACGAUGAUGAAGAUGAAGAUGAAGAGAACAGUGACAAUGAUGAUAGUGCGGAGCGGUGA